Messenger RNA from Alternaria ethzedia, 1284 nucleotides. RefSeq lists its product as uncharacterized. NCBI's taxonomy places the organism in Eukaryota, Fungi, Ascomycota, Dothideomycetes, Pleosporales, Pleosporaceae. The record is from RefSeq and is a predicted model, not a curated record. Bases 1 to 1284 code for a protein of 427 amino acids. The transcript has 3 exons.
AUGUCAUCAGAAGAGACUGGAUCAGAAGAGACUGGGUCAGAAGAAACUGGACCAGAAGAGAGCUGUUCUGAGGCAGAGGGCUCUGGCGAUGACGGUCUGGAGGAUCUUGAUACUAGACGUCUAGGUAGUUAUGAAGAGGGAGACUCAGAAGCAGAUGAACUCGAGGAAGAGGAAGAUAUCUUAGAGGAGGAAGAAUCAGAAGCAGAUGAGCUCGAAGAAGAGACCGGAGAAGAGCAUUCGAAUGAAGAAGAUUGCUCCCCAGAAGAGACCGGCGGGGAAGGGGAGGAGGACGACGAUGAAAGAUAUCAAAACGAGGAAGAGGCGCGUCCCUCAAUCAAAGCCGAAAGGAUUGCACAGAUUGCAGACCAAGAGAUCCUCAAUACAGAAUCCAGAUAUUGGGCCCCUGUGGAGCGGAACACAGGAGCAACGAUAAAACAAGAAAGCCGCCCUAGUGUAGCGAGAAGUUUACCAAGAAAAUCGGCAUCGAUAUCUGCCGAUGAGGAUAAUGACAUGCGCAUCGCGAGUGGAACUCAUAUCCAAGACGAAAGACAACCGAGCGACCGCAGUGAGGCGGAUUCCAAAGAUGAGCUUUGCAACGGGGUCAAAAGCGAAAGUAGAAUACAUGCACAAGAUGCCGCACGCUUGGGGAACGACAUCGAACGCUCUAAUGUUGUCAAAACGUAUUAUCCACGCACACCCAUUCCACCCCUCGAGUUUCCGGGUUCUGUCACACUCAGAUUUAGCAGUCCUCAGGAUUGGGAGCGACGAUGGCAGAGGGCACAGCGUCGCACAGGCAUACGCAUGGUCAUUUUCGGACCAAGCUUUGCUGUCACAGUUGCCGACAUCAAUCUGCUAGCUUGGUCACCAGCAGCAUUUAGUUCAUCUAUUCUCGCGAUCCGCGUGGGCAACGGUGCCCUGCUAGACGACCAGUCUAUUACCAACCUCGCCGCGAAUAUGGCGCAGUUAACACAGGUGCAAAUCGACUUGGCCCCAAGUAUUGGUGACCAAUCCAUCAUGAGUCUUAUCGAGUUCUGUCCGGCCAUUGAAUACAUUGAAGUAUGUGGGGAUGUACUCACGAGACGAUCUGGUGGUGUGACUUUGCGUAACCUCGACGCGAUAUUGAUUGCAAAUGAGAACAAGGCCCAACGUCUUCGUAACUUGGUACUCGUAGAUCAGCUGGUGGAAGACAAGAACGUGGAAGCCUGCGAAAAAUUGCGAGCAAAUCUGAAAAUUAUACGUGGACAUCAGACACGACCAGAGAUCGUGCCAGGAAGCAGGGCUUAG